AUGGAGGAGGCGGAGGGAGCACGUGCGUUCGUGUACGAGGACGAGGACGAAAUGAACUGGCGCAAGAUUGUGCUACUGUAUGUAUUAAUAUGUUUUUGUGUGGCUAGGUUGGACCGCAGGCCUUUGGAGCUGCAGCCUUGGGCCGAAGACAAGCCGUCUUUCUCUGCAGAACUCGACCGUUUCAUACUUUAUAUCAGUACAACCACAGCAUGGACGGCGGGGAUGAUUUUUUUCCUCGGGACCGUGCCGUCUUUCGCCUGCGACGCCCACCACUUUGAUCACAGUGGCGCAGGUGCGUAUUUUGGUCGCCGAAGCAACACCUUUGACCCGGUCGCCACGGCGACCCAGCACAGAAUGUAGCUGUAGUGGCGGACGCCGCCGAGGAAGACGCACAGCAGGCACCACGCCGGCACGUUGGUCGACAUCAUGGCCGAGCUGGGACAUGCCACGGUCCACUUCCUGUACAUUCACCUCGUGUGCGCCAAAUGGUGCGUCUUCCAGAACUGGAUCGAAGCUGGAACACUGCAUCACGUGCACCACGUGGUGGCCCGGGUGCACCUGCAGUGGGCCAGAUUUGAUGUGGGGGUUGGGGGGGGGGGUUCCGCCGACGAGCAAGUGCUGCGCUAUUGGUUCAGCGUGCUGCAGGGGCUGCGAGCCACCGGGCUGCGGCUGGUGCGCAGCAGCGGCGGCGAGGGACGCCGCGUGCAUACACGUGAUGGCGGCAACGCCCGCAGCUCUUACACGCUUAGCUUCGUCAACACCAGAACAAUGACGUCCGUUAGCUCAUUGUACGUUUCAUUAUGCAUGCAAAAAUAUAUUUCUGAAAAGCUCUCAUUUGGCCACAAAUGAGUAUUCAUCGUUUUAAAAGCCUAGAGAAAUAACAUUCUUUUUUUUUUUUUUUUACAUCAUGAAUUUCGGGUGUUUACAUUUUUUUUUUAUUUUGGCCUUUUGACAGGGAUAUGAAAAUAUUGAAUUUGUAUUGGACGAAUGUUGUAAAAUUAUUAUUUUUUCAAUAUUAGAGAUGUUCGAUACCAGUACGGGUAUUCACUCUUAAGUACUCCCCAAUCAAUUACCGAUACCGCUCGUAGACUUAUGAUACAUAAAAUGUCAAUUAACACAAUAAUUGUGAAUGACAACCUUUCUGACGCUCUGAUUUAUUAUUUUUUUCUUCCAGUAUCGGUGGCUGUUAUCGGCAUCUUUCACAAGCACCCGAUACCAUGCAGAUACUCAUACCUGGUAUAUUACUAU
Molecule: messenger RNA, 1248 nt
Organism: Hippocampus zosterae (dwarf seahorse)
Lineage: Eukaryota; Metazoa; Chordata; Actinopteri; Syngnathiformes; Syngnathidae
Product: probable methyltransferase-like protein 24
Source: RefSeq, a predicted model, not a curated record